ACAGCAUAUUAUUUCCAGUGCCAGCCAGUGCAGUCACACACAGCCCGUCUAAAUGUGCCCAGAGACUGCGCCCCAGAAGUACUGACAGUGCCUCAGCUCAGCAUGCCAUUUUAAAUGCUUUAUAAAUUGUUGAAUACUGUAGGUACGAUUGCUUCGUGAACCCACCAGAAAAACCUACGUUCGUGAACCCACCUGAAAUACCUAGCCUACGAUUGUAACAGACUCUCCAUAUGUAUUUACGAGUAAGUUACCGGCCCGUUACUUUUGACUAAAGUUAUUUUUAUAUCUAUUAUAUUUAAGGAGAAUCUUACAUAGGUCACUACCAAAGGCUACCCUUGUGUACAUUAAUACGAUUCUUUUUAUUCGUGUUGUGCAUCAUGACGACAGUCUUUUAGCAUUUGGAGCAAUAAUAACGUACCGAUUAGAGAUACUAGUGUAAUAGUUAUUUUAUUUUGUGCAUUUUUUAGAAAAAUCAAUCAUUCACAGAAGUAACUGACAAACAUUUAAGUGUUUUGGUAUAGUCACGGAUAACUGACAAGUUAUUUAAAUUAAAAUUUAUAAUUCUAACCUUGAAACAAAAACCUAGCUACAAAGUUGACGUUAAUUUUAGGUAUACUUAAGCCACGUCAUUAGUGCCUUAACUUGUUGGCUACACGUGCAGCUUAGGUAUAUAAGUAACCAGCUCAAUGACUAAUCCAACAGUAUUCUCUUUAAAUUGACGCAAUGAGUUUUACGGAUAAAGUAGCUAUAGUGACCGGAGCAAGCUCUGGUCUCGGAGCCGCCGCGGCAUUGGCACUCGCACGAGAGGGCGCUAAAAUUGUCCUUGUAGCCCGAAACGGAGACAAACUCAACCAUGUCGCUCAACAAUGCGAAGAAUGUGGCUCUAAGCCCCUCAUCAUCAUAGCAGACAUCAGCCAAGACGAAGAAGCCAAAAAAAUCGUGAAAACCACCGUGGAAUCCUUCGGACAGUUAGACAUCCUAAUCAAUAACGCUGGAGUAGUCGGCAUUUCGUCCAUGUUAGAUGAAGAGAUCAUCAAUUAUUAUGACCUAGUCGUCAAUACAAAUCUUCGAGCUACGGUGCAUUUGACGUGUCUUUCCGCUUCUCAUCUCAUCAAGACAAAGGGUAAUGUGAUCAACGUGUCAAGUGUAGCUGGGAUAAGGGUUCCCGGGAAAAACUACAUGUGUUAUGCCGUGUCGAAAGCCGGAGUGGAUCAUUUCACCCGCUGUGCUGCUUUGGAAUUGGCCCAGUUUGGAGUGAGAGUCAACAGCAUCAAUCCAGGACCGGUGAAUACUGACAUAGUGGUGAACGCGGGUGCGCCAAACCCUGAUAAAAUCUGGGAGACGUUCAAAGCCAAUACAGCCCUAAAAAAGAUUUCGGAGCCUGAGGAGGUUGCUGAUUUGAUUCUGUAUCUAGCCAGCGACAGAGCGAGGAGUAUCACUGGUUCAUCUAUUGUGAUUGACAAUGGUUUGCUCUUGGCUAAGUAGUAUUUAUAAGCCGAGCAAAUUAUUGAUUUGUACGAGUAUUACAAGUUAUGACAGGAAUAUAAUACUUGAAAUUAAUAACUUUAUAUUCGAUUAUCAAAUUAUGAGUGAUAUAAAACAAC
Cydia pomonella (codling moth) is the source of this 1604-nucleotide messenger RNA. Its product is annotated as 3-oxoacyl-[acyl-carrier-protein] reductase FabG-like. The coding region runs from base 724 to 1485 and encodes 253 amino acids. The record is from RefSeq and is a predicted model, not a curated record. Lineage: Eukaryota; Metazoa; Arthropoda; Insecta; Lepidoptera; Tortricidae. Gene Ontology annotation, molecular function: oxidoreductase activity. The transcript has a single exon.